Molecule: messenger RNA, 1341 nt
Organism: Fusarium sp. VM40
Lineage: Eukaryota; Fungi; Ascomycota; Sordariomycetes; Hypocreales; Nectriaceae
Source: the annotation of a GenBank genome assembly
AUGGCUCUGCGACUCCCCCUCCGGGCUCGAUUGGCCAGCUCCUGCGCCGUUGCCCGUCCUCGGAUCGCCCGCCGAGGCCUCGCUUCGCUGCCAAAUGCCGACGUCGCAGCCGACUCGAAGAGUGCUGCCAUUGUGAACGAGCAUGCUCCUUAUAUGGUCGCUACAUAUGCUCGCCCGCCGCCUGUGUUCGUCAAGGGAAAGGGCUCGUGGCUGUGGGAUGUAGAGGAUCGCAAGUUCUUGGAUUUUACGGCCGGCAUCGCUGUCAAUGGUCUCGGCCAUUGCGAUCCUGAGUUUACUCGGCUAUUGGCUGAGCAGGCUGGUACUCUCGUUCACGCUUCAAACCUCUACUACAACCCUUGGACCGGCGCCCUAUCGAAGCUCCUCAUCGAAAAGACUCUCGAGUCUGGGGCGAUGCACAACGCCGCUUCGGUAUUUGUGUGCAACUCUGGCUCCGAGGCCAACGAAGCCGCUAUAAAGUUCGCCCGCAAAGCUGGAAAGAUCGUCGACCCCUCAGGCGAGAAGGUCGAGAUCGUCUCGUUCAACAAUGGCUUCCAUGGCCGAACUAUGGGCAGCUUGUCCGCGACGCCUAACCCCAAGUACCAGAAGCCCUUUGCGCCCAUGCUGCCUGGCUUCAAGACGGGCAACUUCAACGACGUUUCUGGCAUCAAUGCGCUGGUUACCGAGAAGACGUGCGGUGUUCUCGUGGAACCUAUCCAGGGCGAGGGCGGUGUUACACCUGCUACAGAGGAGUUCCUUGUUGCGCUGGCUAAGCGAUGCCGUGAAGUUGGCGCUGUACUUGUUUACGAUGAGAUCCAGUCUGGUCUUGGUCGCACAGGAACAUUCUGGGCGCACGGAAACCUUCCCAAGGAGGCUCACCCUGAUAUCCUCACAACAGCUAAGGCCCUCGGCAACGGAUUCCCCAUCGGCGCCGUGCUGGUGACGAAGGACGUCGCCAAUAAGAUGAAGGUCGGUGACCACGGCACCACCUUUGGCGGAAACCCCCUCGCGUGCCGCCUGGCGCACUACAUCGUCGGCCGUCUCUCCGACAAGAAGCUGCAAGCCGACGUGCGUGCCAAGUCCGAGAUCUUCAAGCAGCGCUUCACCAAGCUGCAAAGCCAAUACCCGGAUCUUGUCAAGGAGGUCCGCGGCCGGGGUCUGAUUCUCGGUCUACAGCUGUCUGAAGAUCCUUCGCCUAUCAUCAAGGCUGCGCGUGAGCGGGGACUGCUGAUUAUUACUGCUGGCACCAACACAUUGCGAUUUGUGCCCAGCUUGACUAUUACGGAUGAGGAGAUUAACCAGGGAUUGGAUAUUGUUGAGGCUGCUAUUGCUGCCACCCGAUAA